GGGAGCAUGCGCAGUGGGCGUUGCUGCGCCGCCGCCCAUCAGCUGAGCGUGCAGCCCGGGGCUGGGGCCCUGGGUGACAGUGGCCGCAGGAGGGGCAGGAGGCCCAGGAGGUCAGGGUGACUACUUUGAAAUCUACACAGCCGACUAACAGCUGAUGAAAUUAGCAGAUCAGCCAUGUCUUACACUCCAGGAAUCGUUGGAGACCCUGCCCAGCUGGCCCAGCGCAUCUCUUCCAACAUCCAGAAGAUCACACAGUGUUCUGUGGAAAUACAAAGGAGCCUGAAUCAGCUCGGGACACCCCAAGAUUCCCCUGAAUUGAGGCAACAGCUGCAACAGAAGCAGCAGUAUACUAACCAACUUGCCAAAGAAACUGAUAAGUACAUUAAAGAAUUUGGAUCUCUGCCUACCACCCCUAGUGAACAGCGUCAAAGGAAAAUACAGAAGGAUCGCUUAGUGGCCGAAUUCACAACAUCACUGACAAACUUUCAGAAGGUCCAGAGGCAAGCUGCUGAGAGAGAGAAGGAGUUUGUUGCUCGAGUGAGAGCCAGUUCCAGAGUGUCUGGUGGCUUUCCCGAGGACAGCUCAAAAGAAAGGAAUCUUGUGUCCUGGGAAAGCCAAAUCCAGCCUCAAGUGCAGGUGCAGGAUGAAGAUAUCACCGAGGAUGACCUGCACUUGAUUCAAGAGAGAGAGUCUUCUAUCAGGCGACUUGAAGCUGAUAUCAUGGAUAUCAAUGAAAUAUUUAAGGAUCUGGGAAUGAUGAUUCAUGAGCAGGGAGACGUGAUAGAUAGUAUAGAAGCCAAUGUAGAAAAUGCAGAGGUGCACGUUCAACAAGCCAAUCAGCAGUUGUCAAGGGCAGCCGAUUAUCAGCGGAAAUCCAGAAAAACCAUGUGCAUCAUCAUUCUUGUCCUCGUCAUUGGCGCUGUGAUUGUCAGUGUCGUCAUCUGGAAGCUGAGCAGCUAGUGGCCAGGAAGCACACUUUUGCACUACAUUGUCUGGUCGCAUGGGGAAAGUCCCGUAACCAUAUUUUUAUUAUUUCAAAGCUGUUGCAUAAAGGACAGCUAUUCUUUUGUUAUUUUUAUGGAGGGUGGGGAUAAUUUCCUUUGCAUUAAAUCCAGUAUUUUCUAAUAAUGAAAGUUUUUCUAAAUAUUGCUGGUGUAAUUCCCAGGCUUUUGGUUUUUCAUAACUGCUAUUUUUUUCCCGCAAAUUGUAUGGAUUUUUCAUAUAUAAUUUAUUUAUCCUGUUUGAUUCAGUUUCUGGAAUUUGUCAGUUUAAAGCUGUGAGUGUUUUGUGUGUAUCUGUCUGUCACUGUAUAAAAUGUACCCAAAUUUGUGUCACUUUAAUUAAAAAUCUCACUUUUAAUUUUUUAUUUGGACCAAUAGAGAAAUACUCUCCACACCUCUUAGAACUUACAUGUCUGUUUGUGACUUUUGGUCUGGCUCACAAACGGCAUGGAGGAUCUUUUUCAUUCUUUUACUGUUGGUUUUCUUUUGAGGCCCCUGAUUACUCUGAAUGAAAUCAGUGAAAAAUGUCCUAUUGUAUCUCAUACUCCUGAUGUGUAUAUAGUAAGCAUUAGCUGUAGAUGGCCUAGUAAAGAUACUAAGGACAGACUGUUUUUAUAUAUGAUAUGCUCAAGUGUGAUAUUUGCAGAGGAAAUAGUGAUACUGUGAGUGUUUAAUGUCAUUUGGAGGAAGAGAAUGAAACUAAUACCAAUACUUACUAUGCCUCACUUCUAAGGAAUCCAGUCUUGUAGUCCACUAAACCCUGAACACUGUCACAUGCCCUUGUAGGCUAUUGUUUACCUUCCUGCAAGGACUGUAAUGUAAUGACAGCCACGAAUCUGUGAGUCAGAAUUACUUUUGGGAAAUAACUUUCCCACAGUUAAUUAGUAUUGGACAACUAAUGCUUGAAACUUAGUGUUAAUGUUGUUUGUCACCUGUGCCAUCCUUCAUUAGAAAAGGAAUUGGGUGUUUGCAAAUUAGCUCCCUCAUCCUUAUAAUCAAUGUUGUUUUAACUAAUCUGAAUACUGUAAAGAGAAUUAGCUUAGCUUCUGGUUUGUAUUUUAUAAUGUUCUUAUAUAGCAGUUUCAUAGUGAAGGCAGUUUAAAAUGACAAGCUGAAACUUCAAAUGGGAGAAGAUAAAACUUAAGGAAGUUCGUUGUGUCUUUGCAACCACAAUAAAGGUGAUUUGAAAGA
Ochotona curzoniae (black-lipped pika) is the source of this 2192-nucleotide messenger RNA. It is a transcript of the gene STX7, whose product is annotated as syntaxin 7. Gene Ontology annotation, molecular function: SNARE binding; SNAP receptor activity. NCBI's taxonomy places the organism in Eukaryota, Metazoa, Chordata, Mammalia, Lagomorpha, Ochotonidae. Bases 175 to 960 code for a protein of 261 amino acids. Gene Ontology annotation, biological process: intracellular protein transport; vesicle fusion; vesicle-mediated transport. The transcript is spliced from 10 exons. Gene Ontology annotation, cellular component: membrane; synaptic vesicle; endomembrane system. The record is from RefSeq and is a predicted model, not a curated record.